Messenger RNA from Bufo gargarizans (Asiatic toad), 1687 nucleotides. RefSeq lists its product as uncharacterized. NCBI's taxonomy places the organism in Eukaryota, Metazoa, Chordata, Amphibia, Anura, Bufonidae. The transcript has 3 exons. Bases 121 to 864 code for a protein of 247 amino acids. The record is from RefSeq and is a predicted model, not a curated record.
CAUAGGUCAAGAGAUCAUUUCUCUGACAGUAAAUUGGCCUCUCGAACAGGGAUUAGAGAAACCAGCAUUAACCCAUCCGGGACCAGAGAGGAGGACAGACACCCGGGGACAGAAGAAUAAAUGAGUAGCUGCGAAGGUUUUUCGGGACCUUCUUCCGGAGGCGGAAAUGGAUGGCAUGGCGUGCCCGGAUUUCCUGUGACGUCUAGUGGUCAGCAAUUAAUGACGUUGGUCAGUUUUUCGGUGACUCCGGCUACGUGGCAGGCGCAUGGGGUCGUUCGUCCAGUGAUCUGGUUGGUUGGACAUUCCUACAUCUUCUGGGCAGCGCAGAGGGUGGAAUGCAGGCCUGGAGGUCGCAGCCUGGGUUUCAGGGAAGUCGAGGUGGACUGGAGGGGGCUUCGGGGCCAGAGAUGGUCCCAGGUGUUGCCGGAGGUGGUGGAGAUUGGUCGUAGAUCGGUGGGGCCAGUGAUACUGGUCUUACAUGCGGGUGGGAAUGACCUGUGUUCCCAGAGGAUGUUGGAAUUAAUGGCGUUGAUGAGGUCUGAUUUGGAGCGCUUCCCUGCGUUCUUCCCGGAGCUGGUUAUAGGGUGGUCAGAGGUAGUGCCAAGAGUAGUUUGGCAUGGCGCCAGGGACAGGGAGGCUAUGGAAAAGUGCAGGAAGACAUUGAAUGCCCGGAUGUCCCGUUUUGUGCGUUCUAAGGGAGGGGUGGUUGUCCGACAUUGGCAGUUAGAGGGCGAUAAUAGAUCUUUGAUGAGGCCAGACGGUGUGCACCUCACCGAAAUUGGACUGGAUAUCUUUUUGUCCGGUUUGCGGGAUGGCAUCGAACAGGCUUUUAGUUUGCUGGGUGGUGGUCGGAGCCCUGUUUAAGAUACGGUCCUCCUCCGUGGCGGCAUUUGAAAAGGAAAGUUCGUGGUGAAGAGUUAUUGGCGUACGUACACCCUGGGGAGCCAGGGUGGUAUACCGCAUCGGAGGAAUGGUUCGUGGAGGAGGUGGUGUUUUUUUAUACCGUUUUGUUAAAAGAAAAUAUUAGCUGUGGCCGAUCAUCACCCAGUAAAGGAUUGGUUGUUAAAACUAAGUUGUUGGAGUCUUUUUUGGGGUUAAGUUGGAAGGGGCCGGUGGUCCUCCCUUGUUCCCCUCCUUGCCCCAUCCCUAUUUUAGUACCAGCAGUCUGGAGAGCACCCGACAGGGUAGCGAGGGUGAUGAGGGACUGUUGGUCCCCCUUCCCCUCCCUUUAUGUUUUCCCUAGUUAGGGGUAAAGAAUAGGCCCCCGGUUUGUGGUUGGGGGGAGAAUAGUAAGGGGUUAAAGAAGUUGCAGGUGGAGUAAGGAAAGAAGGGGAGAGCCAGUGGGAGGAGUAGUAUAGGUGGAUAUAUAUAGGGGAGGUCAGUGUAGGGACUUCCUCUUGACAGGGUAAGCUGAGUUGCCCGCCCUCCCGCUCUUAGGAUUCAGGUUUAUUUUUAUACGUUUAUAAAGUAAUUUAUAUUAAAUUUUUUUUUUUUUUUAAAUGUGAUAUGUUGUUGCAAGACCAGUUUGGUUCAUUGUGUCUCUCUUUUGAGGUUCGGUGAGAGGUGGAAAAUGGAAGUCACAGAGGUGGAAAAUGGAAGUUCGUGGUGAAGAGUUAUUGGCGUACGUACACCCUGGGAAGCCAGGGUGGUAUACCGCAUCGGAGGAAUGGUUCGUGGAGGAGGUGGC